CAUUAGAAGCGCUUCAGUCUAAACCAAGUGCCACCAUCAAAUGUCUGAGUUGUAGAAAAAUGUCGGAUGAGGAUGAGACAAAAAUAUUCGGGAAGAUUUCAUCGAGACAAAGAGGAGCCGAAGAAGAAGGAAAAUCAUUGAGUAGUUGCUCAUUUUGGCAAAUUGAUAUAACUAAUUGGGAAGAAAUUGUUGAAGAAAAAAAAGAAAAAACAUUUAAUUUCCCUAUAAAACUUUCUAAGGAAGACGCGAUUAAAGAGUUAAUGAGAAAUAUCUCUGAACUUUGCCAAUGCGAGGCUGUAGAAAAUAAUAAUAAUUUAGAAAAUUACUCCAAAAAAACUUUGAAUCCGGAGGAAACUCAACAACUUUUAGCAGACAUUGAUGAUGGACUCAUAAAAGUUAAAAAAAAUGCUGAAGGAAAACAGGAAGUAGAUAAGAAAGAAACUCAACAACUUUUAGCAGACAUUGAUGAUGGACUCAUAAAAGUUAAAAAAAAUGCUGAAGGAAAACAGGAAGUAGAUAAGAAAGUAGGAGAAUUCAGAGACAAGAUAGAUAACGCUCUUUCUAAUGAAUUGGGAGCUCUAUUUCCUAACCAAGGUCCGGAAAAAGUGAAGCAAGCUUUAAAAAAACUUAGUGAAGAAUUAGAAAAAGAACGAAGUGAGUAUAAAGCAAAAUUAGAAGGACUUCAAAACACUGUGAUUGAGGCUUCAAGAAAAUCAAACUCAUCAAAUUAUUCAGAAGUGAUUGGAAAAAUUAGUGAAAGCAUAAACGGAGAAAAUGGGCUUAUCAUGUCAUGUACUAAGUCAGUAGCAGGCGGAGGACAUUUUGUUGACAAAACUAUUGAUAAAGUUGACAAUGCUAGGGAGGACUUAAAAGAUUUUUCCGAACACAUUGCGGAUAAUACAGCAGAUUUGAUUAAGGAAGGCAUGAGCGAUUUAACAAAAGUUGCUGAAGGUUUUUUUAAUAUUUUUCACGAUAAAGCUAAACCCCUGGAAGAAAAACUUAAGGCAAGCGAAACAUACAUUGAAACCCUUCAACAACAGGUGGCAAGAAGAGAUAAACAAUUAGAGGAACAAAGCAAAGAUUUUAAACAACGACUAGAGAAUAGAGAUGAACGGAUUGAAAAGAAAGAUGCACGAAUUGAAACUUUGGAAAAACAAGUAGAAAAAUUGAUGAAUGCUCAGUUAGAACAUUUAAGUACUCAUUCUCAUAUUGAACAAG
This is a messenger RNA of Entrophospora sp. SA101, 1218 nucleotides long. NCBI's taxonomy places the organism in Eukaryota, Fungi, Glomeromycota, Glomeromycetes, Entrophosporales, Entrophosporaceae. The record is from the annotation of a GenBank genome assembly.